Messenger RNA from Penicillium cataractarum, 708 nucleotides. RefSeq names its product cytochrome b561 domain-containing protein. NCBI's taxonomy places the organism in Eukaryota, Fungi, Ascomycota, Eurotiomycetes, Eurotiales, Aspergillaceae. The transcript is spliced from 4 exons. Gene Ontology annotation, molecular function: transmembrane monodehydroascorbate reductase activity. The record is from RefSeq and is a predicted model, not a curated record. The coding region runs from base 1 to 708 and encodes 235 amino acids.
AUGGCUUCGGUCGCGGAUGAGUCUCGAGAACAGGAGCCCCUCUUGGGCUCGCCUAGCUUUACCACGCAGAAGCAGGAGGCUCACAUUGCCCGCAAUCUGAUUACUGGUACUGCCAGUGUUGCACAGGCGGGGAUCUGGAUUCUGGCUGCUCUUGUCUGGUCCAAAGUCUUAGCUUUACCCUUUGCGCUCUUCACGGGACACCCCCUACUAGCCAGCACGGCCCUCCUGCUCCAAGUCCAGGCAGCUCUAAUCCUCCAACCAACCGCCACUCCCGACCAAAAACUGCUGGGCACCCGCAUCCACUACACUAUCCAACUAAUCAGCAUCCUCUGCUUCCUGACUGCCUUCAUCGUCAUCGAACUCAACAAAGGCGACCACCCUCAUUUCGUCUCCCCCCACGGUAUCUUCGGUUUGAUCACUAUCAUCCUCGUGGUCCUCCAAGCCUCCGUCGGAGUAAUCCAGUUCUUCUUCCCCGUCGCGGUUCUCGGCAGUGUCGACGCUGGCAAGCGAGUCUACAAAUAUCAUCGCUGGGCUGGAUAUGUUCUGCUACUGCUGGAGGUUUCGACUGUCCUGGCGGCGACCAAGACACCCUACAACCUGAAUGCCAUCCACAUUCCUACAUGGGGUGUCCUCAUCGCGGUUAUUCUGAUUUUACUGGGAGUUGGUGCUAGGAUCAAGAAAGGGAAAUUGGGACUGAAGGAUGCGUAA